AUGAGUGACUCGGAAGACAUUCAACAAGAGAAUAAUGUAUGGAGUAGCAAAUACUUCGCUCUUUCUAUGGGAGCAAUCAUGGUAUUGUUCAUGGUUCGCCAGUGGUCUCAAUUACUGUCUUUCCAUUAUGGGCCCAGGCAAAAGACUGGCAUCUUCGCCAGGGACUUCCCCAGAAUUUCCCUGGCUUCGAGUCGCUUUUCUCUCAGCAAGUUCUUUGGAUUUGAAGUCGACAGGUUACUUCUGUAUACAAUAUACUGGGCUAUUAACUUGAUUUUACUUUUGACAAACAAUAUCAUGGAAGCUGAAAAUAUUGCAAGACGGCUGGGUUGGCUCUCAGUUGCAAACCUGGCUCUCCUCGUGUUCCUGGCUCUCAAAAACACGCCCCUUGCACCUCUCACAGCGCAAUCCUACGAGAAGUUACGUCCGUUGCAUAAGACUGCCGGCUACACCUGCAUCCUCGUUACCGUCCUCCACGGCCUUAUAUUUGUGAUCGAGUCGGCCAUCACCGACAUAUUAUACUACUUCAAAGAACAAAAGGACUAUGCAGGAGCUAUUGCUGGGCUUGCGAUGAUUCUCAUUGCUGUCUCUACUGUUCCUUGGAUAAUGCCGAAACAGUAUGAAGGUGAGCACGAGCACUCUCAACCAAAAGGGCAUUCACUGAUCGAGACAGUAUUCUACAUGAUGCAUGUUACAAUGUUCAUACUCAUCAUGGUCACACUCGGCAUGCACCGGCCCGAGUUCAAAGACUCCACAAUUAUCAUCACCAUCUUCAUAGCCUGCCUCUGGAUGUACGACCGCAUAGUCAGGACAGGUAAACUGUGUUGGAAUUUCUUUGGAAACUAUGCCACCAUAACCCCCCUUCCAAACAAUGCAAUCCGAGUACAGCUCAGCCGGCCUAUUUACUCUCGACCGGGAUCCCAUGCCUUUUUGUGGGUUCCUGCGAUUCGAUGGGUAGAGACUCACCCGUUCACGAUGGUUUCGGCCGAUCCGGUUCAAUUUGUGAUUCGAGUCUACGACGGCUUUACCCGUGACCUCUACAAGGCUGCGCAGUCAUCUCCAGGACAAUCUCUUCGCUGUUCUGUUGAUGGAGGCUACGGACAAGUCCCGAACUUUAGGGUCUUUGAUAAGGUGGUUCUUGUCGCAGGUGGUAGUGGAGCUAGUUUCACAUUUGCUGUGGCAUUGAAAUUGAUUGAGAACAUUGCGGAAAAAAGGGCUGCAAAGAGUAUUGACUUUAUAUGGGCUGUUCAAUACGGCGACACAUUGGAAUGGUUUGAAGAUGAAUUGAGACAACUUGAGAUGAGUCCGAUUGUCAACUUGGCCAUCCAUGUCACUCGUGGUUCUAGCGCAUCGUCUCCGAAAUUUCUCCCAAAUUUUGAUAGCGGCGAUCUGGAGAAAGGCGCCUCGAAGAGCACUGGAGAGGGGAGCUCGAUCAAGUCAAUAGAUAUACGAGAGGGGCGUCCUGACAUUUCCCACCUCAUUGGGACUGCUACUGCCUCCGCACAUCCAAAUGAUCGCAUCGUGGUUGGGGCGUGUGGCCCUGUGAAAAUGAUUGAUCAAACACGGAACGCUGUAUCUGAGAGCAUGUGUGAGGACGGCCCAUCCAUAAUCCUAUACACCGAGGAAUUUGAAUGGUGA
Molecule: messenger RNA, 1635 nt
Organism: Penicillium riverlandense
Lineage: Eukaryota; Fungi; Ascomycota; Eurotiomycetes; Eurotiales; Aspergillaceae
Product: ferric reductase family protein
Exons: 6
Coding region: 1-1635 (544 amino acids)
Biological process (GO): copper ion import; iron ion transport; intracellular iron ion homeostasis
Cellular component (GO): plasma membrane
Molecular function (GO): ferric-chelate reductase activity
Source: RefSeq, a predicted model, not a curated record